GUAGACGAUCUUUCUGGACCCCGGGCGGCAGUCGGGAGCCACCCACACGAUGGGCUCGGAGGCAGCACAACUGCUGGAGGCUGCUGACUUCGCCGCUCGAAAACACCGACAGCAGCGACGGAAGGAUCCCGAAGGGACCCCCUACAUCAACCACCCCAUCGGUGUGGCCCGGAUCCUAACCCAUGAGGCGGGAAUCACUGACAUUGUGGUGUUACAGGCGGCCCUGCUCCAUGACACAGUUGAAGACACAGAUACCACCCUGGAAGAGGUGGAGCUACACUUUGGAGCACAGGUGCGUCACCUGGUGGAGGAGGUAACCGACGACAAGACUCUGCCCAAACUGGAAAGAAAGAGGCUACAGGUGGAGCAGGCACCCCACAGCAGCCCAGAGGCCAAACUGGUGAAGCUGGCAGACAAGCUGUACAAUUUAAGGGACCUGAAUCGCUGCACCCCUCUGGGAUGGUCAGAACAUCGAGUACAAGAAUACUUUGAGUGGGCAGCACAGGUGGUGAAGGGGCUUCAAGGAACAAACCAGCAACUGGAAGAGGCCCUAAAGCAGCUGUUCAAGGAGCAUGGGCUGACCCUCUGAGCUGUGCUUGAUGCCAUCCCUAGGCACAGGCUCCAGCAAGGCACAGGCAAGAUGAGAUUCUUAAUGUGGUGUUUCAGUCAUCCCCAUCUCCUGCCCUCCUCACUCAACCCAGACAUCAAAGGCUAAAAACUUGUGUUUUCUCACUCAGCUGAGCCCCAAAUAUAGGACUCAGAUGUAUCCCAUCCAUCCAUGCAUUCACUGCCUUUCCUCAAGUAUUGAAUCUGUUAUUUUGCAUGGUGGAAUCUCUGGCCCCUCUGGUUUAUAAAUCAUUGUGAAAAAUAAAGGAUUUAAGUCACUGUUCCUUA
This is a messenger RNA of Nannospalax galili (Upper Galilee mountains blind mole rat), 894 nucleotides long. It is a transcript of the gene Hddc3, whose product is annotated as HD domain containing 3. Lineage: Eukaryota; Metazoa; Chordata; Mammalia; Rodentia; Spalacidae. The transcript has 4 exons. The record is from RefSeq and is a predicted model, not a curated record. Bases 50 to 589 code for a protein of 179 amino acids. Gene Ontology annotation, molecular function: guanosine-3',5'-bis(diphosphate) 3'-diphosphatase activity.